Messenger RNA from Suillus paluster, 246 nucleotides. RefSeq lists its product as uncharacterized. The record is from RefSeq and is a predicted model, not a curated record. NCBI's taxonomy places the organism in Eukaryota, Fungi, Basidiomycota, Agaricomycetes, Boletales, Suillaceae. The transcript has a single exon. The annotation marks the transcript as partial.
GAAGAAUUUUUGAUUGAUUUCCAUGAGAUCAUUGGGGAACAUAGCAGAUUUAAUCUUGCUGAAGCGGUUUGGAAUACCUUAGAGCUAUAUGGACUGAAAAAUUGCAUUAUGGCUGUUGUAUGCGAUAACACCUCAAAUAAUGACACCCUACUCCAAGCACUCGGAGAGAAGUGUGCUGAUGAAGGAAUUGACUUCUCCGAUAAGUACUUGUGCAUCCACUGCUUGCUGCACAUUGUCCACUUGGCU